This is a messenger RNA of Phytomonas sp. Hart1, 1020 nucleotides long. The record is from the annotation of a GenBank genome assembly. NCBI's taxonomy places the organism in Eukaryota, Euglenozoa, Kinetoplastea, Trypanosomatida, Trypanosomatidae.
GUAGUGAUUUGUGGAAUUAGAUGCAUAUGUCGUUCUGCAUUUAUGGCUAUGAAAACGUCAUCCAAGUUAUUAACGCUAUUGCGUCCUCUCACUCCGUCUGAGCUUCUCAAUACAAUUCGAGGGAAUCCCGGAAUGACGGCGGAGUACUAUGCGAACCGCUACUUUGGUAAGGAUAAAGUAAUGGAAAUUAACCACUUUCUGUGGGGAAAUCUCAAGCGGUAUGGAAAGAUCUAUCAUGAACGCAAUGAGUCCGAUGCACCGCCGAAGUGGUUUCCUGUCUUCGGAAUGGCGCGAAUUCAUCGCGUAUACCAACAUAAUUCUGAAAAUGAAGAUCUCUCCGUGCUGAGGAGUUUAAAAGAUAUUCAUUUAGAAGAAUCCGCGCAAUCUGACUCCUACACUUGCGACGAUGAAUCAUUUGAGGAUAUCACAAACGAAGAUGGGGUGAAUGAGACUAACCUUAAAGUGGAGAUGACCAUUAUGCAGGAGGUGCAAAAGAAGCCUGGGGAGGAUAUUCAGUUUUAUAUUCAACGCUUACCGGUGGACAUGCAGCGGAGAGCUCCGCUCGCGUUCAAGCGGCUACGUGAGUCUGGCAUGAUCAAGCGUGAAUUCACUACUGCAGGUGGAUUUGUAUGGCAUUGAACACGUUAUAACCCCUUGGUAGGGAAGAAGGUUCUUGCUUAAAUGUGAACUUACCGUGCAUUUCCCCGAUAUCACCAUUAGCAUCAGAGUCAGGUGAUUUGAAAUUUUUAACCCCAUUAAAAAAAAAACAAUGUUUCUGAUGAUAUCACUCUCGUUUAUCGUAUUCCAAGCUGAUUUCAUUAUUAAUCUUUCAUACCAACUUAAAAACUUAGGCUGUUGGUGAAUAGUUAUAGAAUUUAAAAAUGUUAUAUCGUAUCCAUCUUAUGAAAUGUUCACUGGGAAAUAUGACAUUUGUGGAAUAGCAAACUAUGGUGUUGUUCUUUUUAUACCCUAUGUGGUUCUUCAAAGGGGUGUACUUCUCACUGAAAUGGUUGAUCCCAU